CACCAGCCAUGUUGGAGAGGGCAGCAGCAGCAUCUAGCUAGCAUAAUCAAACUGAGUUUGCAUUAGUGGUUAACUCGAGAGAAAAUCAUCAACAAUGACAAUGAGGCCGCUCGUUGUGCUCGGUCUGGUCCUUGUGGUCGCAGCAGGGGUGGCGCUGGACGGCGCCGACGGCGCCGGGGAGUGCGGGAGGGCCUCCGCCGACCGGGUGGCGCUGCGGCUGGCGCCGUGCAUCUCGGCGGCCGACGACCCGCAGUCGACGCCGACGAGCAGCUGCUGCUCGGCCGUGCACGCCAUCGGGCAGAGCCCCAGCUGCCUCUGCGCCGUCAUGCUGUCCGGCACCGCCAGGGCCGCCGGGAUCAAGCCGGAGGUCGCCAUUACCAUCCCGAAGCGCUGCAACAUGGCCGAUCGCCCCGUCGGCUACAAGUGCGGAGACUACACGCUGCCCUGACGACCUCGUGAGAGAGGCCGCCGCGCUGGUGAUUAUGAAAGAGAUGGACGCCAAGGAAGGCUUUGUGUUGGAAUAAUCGAGUCCGCGCGAACCAUGAACGUGGACGAGGGGCUCCAGCCCUAUCACACUGUGACUGUGUGUGCUUCUCGUACUAGUACUGUGUGUUCAACUUCGUCUAAAAUUAAUAAGAAUGGACGUGUUGCUUGUCAAGACCAUUAUUGGCCCAUUAAUAAAAAUGGUGUUGGGUUGAAGAGGCCCAUGAAACCCAAAAAUAUUUCUUGUUUA
Molecule: messenger RNA, 733 nt
Organism: Panicum virgatum (switchgrass)
Lineage: Eukaryota; Viridiplantae; Streptophyta; Magnoliopsida; Poales; Poaceae
Product: non-specific lipid-transfer protein 3-like
Exons: 2
Coding region: 95-448 (117 amino acids)
Biological process (GO): systemic acquired resistance
Molecular function (GO): fatty acid binding
Source: RefSeq, a predicted model, not a curated record